CUGAGAUGAUCUGUUUCUGAUGGUAUUUAAGCCUCGGGGCAGAUCAGACUUGUAUAGUUUCAAUCGAGAUCAGACAACAUUAAUACCUCCUAGCAAUAUGGCGAAGUUUUUGAUAAUCAUGGCGACGUUGGUGGCUGCGGCCCUAGCCUACCCUGGUUACGGUUCCAGCGGGCACGGUAGCCAUGGAGGCGGCGGCUUCGGCGGCAGCCAAGGUGGGUUCGGAAGCCAAGGGGGAUUCGGUGAAAGUAGCCACGGAGGUGGUCUCGGUGGAGGUAGCCACGGAGGUGGUUUCGGCAGCGGUAGCCAAGGAGGCGGUUUCGGCAGCGGUAGCCAAGGAGGCGGUUUCGGAAGCGGCAGCAGCAGCUACGGUGGCCACGGAGGUCAUGGCAGUCACCACCUCUCUGAGCUAGAUGGUGGAUACGGCCAGGGAGGACAGGGCGGUUUCGGUGGCAGCCAGGGAAGCUUCGGCGGAAGUCAGGGAGGCUUCGGUGGAAGUCAGGGAGGCCUCGGUGGAAACCGCGGAGGUCAAGGAGGUUUUGGAGGCGGUAGCCACGGAGGUCAAGGAGGCUUCGGAGGAGGAAGUCACGGCGGUAGCGGCGGAUACGGACAUAGAUAUUAAAUUUUUUUUUAUUGUGUAUUUGACAACGUAAAUUGUGAUAUUGAUCGACUCCCAAAUCAGUAGGCAAUAAAUUUUACGGAUUGAA
This is a messenger RNA of Cydia pomonella (codling moth), 704 nucleotides long. RefSeq lists its product as uncharacterized. The transcript has 4 exons. NCBI's taxonomy places the organism in Eukaryota, Metazoa, Arthropoda, Insecta, Lepidoptera, Tortricidae. Bases 20 to 619 code for a protein of 199 amino acids. The record is from RefSeq and is a predicted model, not a curated record.